This is a messenger RNA of Racocetra fulgida, 180 nucleotides long. The record is from the annotation of a GenBank genome assembly. Lineage: Eukaryota; Fungi; Glomeromycota; Glomeromycetes; Diversisporales; Gigasporaceae.
AUGUCAGAACCUGAAGCUGGCCCUAGAUCUAGAACACAAUUCUUUAGAAAAGAUAAUAAAUCUAAAAAUUUGAUUAAUAAAGAAUUUAGUUACUUAGAAGAAAUUACUAAUAAACAAAAAAUAGAUCUAAAAUUUAGAAAGCAAAAAGAAUUAGAUACAGCACUUAAAAGAAGAGCUAUA